GGUACUCGAGCGCCGCUGGUGAAUGAGAAGCGGAAAGUACAGCUGCUAGACAAGAUGUAGUCCCAGUUAAUCUAUAAACUGAGAGGAUCGGACCUGGCAGCUACUACCCCCCUCCCCUCGAACCGAUACGUUGAGUGUUUAUCUGUGACUGUGUGAGUGUACGGUGCACACCACGUAAAGUCACACGAACAAGGCUGUUGUUGUGUUCGCUUAGUUUUAUCUCUGCUAAUUUAUAGAAAACAUGUUAUCUAAAGCGAAAACUAGCUCAAUACUUGACUGUCACGCGGAAAGAUGAUCUUCAAACGAAUGUUAACUGGACUAGAAUUAUGAGAAAAUUUGCGAACGCUGUACGAUUUGACCUUUAAUCGGAGAAGAAGCUUUCGUUUGCAAGUAUUUAUUUUUGACCUUUUCUGUUUUUUUAUUUUUUGGGUAUCUAUCAGUUAAUUCGCAAUGACGAUGUUAUCGCAAAAAGGCUAUCAGGAUGUAACAUGUAGUAUGAACUCCAUGCAGCCCAUUGCAUCAAUGAACAACAACUACAAUAUCAACAACCCCAGUGCUAAUUCCAUCACCAUGGCUACCAUGAAUAUGAGUUAUUCUCCUCAAGGGUUUGGUGCUAACAUGAUGUCUCCCAACGCCAUGGGAAUGGGAAGAGGAGGAUCCUGUAUGAGUCAGGUUCCCCCAGCUUGUCCACUCGGAACAGGUAUGAAUUCUUUUAACAUUGGUAUGAAUGGGAUGUCUACCCAUUCGUGUGUAGGGACUGUGCCAGAUCUAAACUCCGUUGCUCAGGGCCGAGAUUUUUCGGUCCCCGGUCAUCAUGCGGACUCAUCCACUACUUCUGACCAAGGCAGUGGAUCAGUGAUCCAGCGAUGUCAUACCGAUAAAUCAUAUCGACGCAGCUACACGCACGCUAAACCCCCGUACUCUUACAUCUCGCUAAUUACUAUGGCUAUUCAAAACAGUCACCCGAAGAUGCUGACACUCAGCGAGAUUUACCAGUUUAUCAUGGAUUUGUUUCCUUACUAUCGACAGAAUCAACAGCGGUGGCAGAAUUCCAUCCGUCACAGCCUCAGUUUUAAUGAUUGCUUUGUCAAAGUUCCUCGAACGCCAGACAAACCUGGCAAGGGGAGUUUCUGGACACUCCAUCCCGAUUCCGGCAACAUGUUCGAAAAUGGCUGUUAUCUACGUCGUCAAAAGAGAUUCAAGUGCGAAAAAACAGAAUUCAGCAGGAAAGUACCAAAAGCCACUCAGGACAGCCAGUCGAACCACCACCAACAAAGUCAAGACUGCAGUUCCUCCUCCCCCAGCAUUAAAUCAGCUAACUCGACUGCCUUCCCUGCCGAUUCACCUCCAAGACAACAUCAACAACAGCAAUACCAUCACCCUCGCCAACAACACGUGCCCUCUCCUAGCAGUACUCCUACUUCUGUUACCCACCUGAUCUCUAUGUCGAAUAACGACGGUUACAAUGGUCACAUUCUCGAUGGUGGACAAAGCUGUAAACUAGAUAAUUCUUGCUGUAGCCCAUUAGUCACAAUGUGCCAACAACAACAGCAUGCUACUGCUAUGGACCUUCACUCUCAGGAACCGAUUAGCCUAUUCCCACGCACUUAUAAUGAUAUUGUUUCUCUUCAUACCCCUCUACUGACCACUGGUAAUCUGAAACAGGAUCCGCAUUACAAUCCCUCCAGUCAUCCAUUUUCCAUAAACAGUAUAAUAUCCAAUGAAAACAAAGCCGAAAUGAAACUUUAUGAAAUGUCUCAAUUCGGAGGUUACGGUCCGAUGUCCCCUGUUGCACCAGGAAAUACGUCCACCCCCAGCGAUACAUGUUAUUACCACCCAUCUCUGUACAAUGUACAUCCUUCAGCAACUUCAAGUUUAUGAGAUCACUGGUCACAGGAAAUGGACAGGUCAGUGUGAUUUUAAAUGAUCAUUCAACCUCAGAAAAAAUAUGAAAGAGAUAACCCCGUGUGAAAUGGUACAUAAGAAGCAAAGUAGGACUACUUUUAUGGUGUUUGCGUAAGUCCUCUUACCAGAUUGUCCAGGAGUAACAGUAGGUUAUGUAUGCAUUUUAUAUCACACGCUUGUUUGGCCGAAACUGACUUUAAGGUGAAACAUACGUACAUUUAAAUGUGUUUGUGUAACUAAAACUCAGGACAGAGAAUAUUUGAACCUUACGCGUUGGUUUACGAUAGAUAUAUCACACGGAAUUAUGUUCAAAGAACUAAUCUAAACAGUGAAACCUGUGU
This is a messenger RNA of Limulus polyphemus (Atlantic horseshoe crab), 2246 nucleotides long. Its product is annotated as silk gland factor 1-like. The record is from RefSeq and is a predicted model, not a curated record. The coding region runs from base 451 to 1881 and encodes 476 amino acids. The transcript has a single exon. Gene Ontology annotation, molecular function: RNA polymerase II cis-regulatory region sequence-specific DNA binding; transcription factor binding; protein domain specific binding. Gene Ontology annotation, biological process: cell differentiation; regulation of transcription by RNA polymerase II; anatomical structure morphogenesis. Lineage: Eukaryota; Metazoa; Arthropoda; Merostomata; Xiphosura; Limulidae.